Molecule: messenger RNA, 829 nt
Organism: Didymodactylos carnosus
Lineage: Eukaryota; Metazoa; Rotifera; Eurotatoria; Philodinida; Philodinidae
Source: the annotation of a GenBank genome assembly
AUGAGUUUAUCGGUAUUGCUGGGGAUUUUAAAAAUUAUAAAAAGAAAACGGAAACCAUUAAAAGACAUAUCAACAAAUAAAUAUGUAAAAAAGAAUCCAUCUUCAACAAAAAAUCUUAUUUUUAGUAAAGGUGCAUCAACAGAAGCUUCAUCUACAUCAUCAAUAUAUUUUACACCAGUUAAUGCUAAAAAACAUAUUUUAACAAAAAAAAAUGAUACAACAUCCAUACAACCACAAAUAAGAACAACAAUAGAUGAUGACAGUUUAAUAUCGCUAUCAUCUAUAUUGACAGCAUCAGCAUCACAAGUACAUGGUAUGGAAUACUGUAAUGUGUGUAAUAAAAGCCGACUGUUCAUAUUUUAGUCCAUGUAUUGUAAUAUUGUCUCAUGCAAAUAUAUGAAAAAUUUAUCAUUUUUCAAAAUCUCAAAAUUUUAAUUCAUUUGAUUUUCUGACUCGUAAUUAAAACUUUUCAACAUAAAAAGUAUUGUUUUAUUCAGCUUUUAUUGGUCUUUCAAGUAAGAUAUUACUUGAAAAAAUCAGCUUAUUAUUGUUCAGUUAUAGUCAAAAUACUAUAAUUAGUGUAUUUUUUAAUUUUUGGGGCUCUUUUCAGAAAAUUUUUCUAAUUUAAGAAUAAAAGGUUUUAAAAGGAAAACAUAAUAGUAACUAUGAAAAGGAUUUGAUUCUAUCCAUGAUUGGAUAGAAUCAAAUACUUUUUAGGAAAGAAUAAUUUGCGUCAUGCUAUUGUGAUUCCUAAUGUUUUUAUGAAAAUAACUAUUUUUUUGUUGCGCUGUUAGUCUGAAAGUAAUAGAGAUUGAAGUUUUUCCGUAUU